AUGAUUCACCGACCGCAGAGCUAUGCCCCGACGCCGCAUAGCUAUGUGCCGGUGUCGAACCUCUCGGCGACCAUUAACCUUGAUGAAGAGGUGAAGCUCACCAACACCCGCGCCGAGCGUGACCUGCAGGAGUCGCUCGCCGAGCUCUUCAGCAUCAUCGUAACUCUCGAUGAGCUCGAGAAAGCCUUCUUGAAAGACGCCGUCCCCGAAGCAGAAUACACGGAGAUAUGCGAGCGGUCUCUAAGACAGUAUAAGGCGCUGUUGGCCGACGAUACGAUCGCGAACGAGUUCCAGGGCCUGGAGGAGUUCAAGGCCCGAUGGGAUCUCGAAGUGCCCCGCGCGACCGAGCGCAUACGAGUCGGCAUGCCCUCUACUACAGUGACCGCGUCGUCCUCCUCAGUCGCACCAGCCCCCUCCAACGCCCCCGCGAACAAUACGAACGGCCUUCUUAUCCUCGAGGCGACCCAGGACUUCAUCACCUUCCUUGAUGCCGUCAAGCUGGGCCUCCUUUCCAAGGACCAGCUGCACCCUCUGCUAUCAGACGUCAUUCAGUCCGUGAACCGCGUGACGGACAAGGAUUUCGAAAACCGAGGCAAGAUCGUACAGUGGCUCAUCACACUCAACCAGAUGAAGGCCACCGAGGAGUUGAGUGAGCAGCAGGCUAGAGAGUUGGAGAUGGAGAUUCACCAGGCGUACCAAGGCUUCAGGCGGACACUGGAAACAUAA
Clonostachys rhizophaga is the source of this 726-nucleotide messenger RNA. The record is from the annotation of a GenBank genome assembly. Lineage: Eukaryota; Fungi; Ascomycota; Sordariomycetes; Hypocreales; Bionectriaceae.